Molecule: messenger RNA, 1329 nt
Organism: Vicia villosa (hairy vetch)
Lineage: Eukaryota; Viridiplantae; Streptophyta; Magnoliopsida; Fabales; Fabaceae
Exons: 3
Coding region: 1-1329 (442 amino acids)
Molecular function (GO): zinc ion binding; nucleic acid binding
Source: RefSeq, a predicted model, not a curated record
AUGACUCAUGAAGGCAACACUCAAGUUAAGGAGACAACUGUUGUUUCCUUAAUUCAAAAAUAUAAAGCCUUCAAGAUGAAAGAUGAUGAAUAUGUGGAAACGAUAUUUUCAAGAUUCCAGAUGAUUGUUGCAGGACUUAAGGUCUUGGACAAAGGAUAUUCCAUAUCAUAUCACAUUAAAAAGAUUAUUAGAAGUCUGCCUAAGAAAUGGAGACCAAUGGUAACUGCUUUGAAGCUGUCAAAGGAUUUGAACAAUGCCAGUGAUAAGUGCCAAUUUGUAGUGCUUUUGUAUUCAUGCAUGGUUGGAGCUUUGACUAAUAAAGAUGAUAAAAAUCAUCAAUUUGCCAGUCUUGAGGAACUGAUAAGUUAUUUGAGAAGUCACGAGAUUGAACUUCAAGAAGAUGAACCUCAGAGGAAAGGAAAAUCUAUUGCUUUGAAGUCUAGGUCUGAGAAGAUAAAGGCUUUUCAAGCUGAAAAAGAAGAUUUAGAAGAGUCUGAAGAUGACUCAGACGAAGAUGAACUUUCUCUGAUAUCCAUAAUAUUGAAUCAUAUAUGGAAAUAUAGAAAGAGUAAGUUCAGAAGAUCAAGAAGAUCAAAGGACAGAAUUGGAUCUUCAUCAAGUCAGAAGAAAGCUGAUGGAAAUAAAGUCAUAUGGUACGAGUGCAAAGAACUUGGACACUACAAGAAUGAAUGUCCAAAGCUUAGGAAAUACAAGAAGCCUAAGAAAGUGUUUGAAGCCGAGAAGGGUCUCAUGGCAACAUGGGAUGAUUCUGAUUCAGAAGAGGAAGAUUUUAAGGAAGAGCAGGCUAACGUGGCACCCAUGGAUGAAGCCAACACAAGUGAAGUUAUCUCAGAGAGUGAGCUGACAACUGAUGAUGAGUCAGACUCUGAUGAUGAACAAAAGGUAUUUUCUUCUCUUUCUCGUACUAAACUUGAAUCUUGUUUUUCAAAAAUUUGUAAAAGAUAUAGUUUUCUUAUUAGUAAAUACAAAAUUCUAAAAAAGAAUUUUGUAGUUACCACUGAGAAACCUACUGAGUAUGAGCAAGAUAAGUUUGAAAAAAAAUUUGCUUUAGAAAAAUUAAAUCUUGCUCUUAAAAGUAAAGUUUCUAAGUUAAAGGAAGAGAUUAUAUCUAUAGCAUCUGUUACAGAAGAAGUAAUCAGAUACGAUAAAGCUUUUCAACAUUUCUUAGCUAAAAUCAUUGAUAAAAGCAAGAUGACUUCAAUGUUCUAUGAUGUUAGCAAAAAUGGAGGCAGAGGAUUGAGAUACUUAGGACCACCAAAGAAACUUGAUGAAACUGAGUUUGUUAUUCCAAAAUCUCUCUCUGAAUAG